This is a messenger RNA of Colletotrichum chrysophilum, 2403 nucleotides long. RefSeq lists its product as uncharacterized. Gene Ontology annotation, cellular component: cytosol; nucleus. The coding region runs from base 1 to 2403 and encodes 800 amino acids. The record is from RefSeq and is a predicted model, not a curated record. Gene Ontology annotation, molecular function: carbohydrate binding; peptide-N4-(N-acetyl-beta-glucosaminyl)asparagine amidase activity. The transcript has a single exon. Gene Ontology annotation, biological process: protein quality control for misfolded or incompletely synthesized proteins; glycoprotein catabolic process; protein deglycosylation. NCBI's taxonomy places the organism in Eukaryota, Fungi, Ascomycota, Sordariomycetes, Glomerellales, Glomerellaceae.
AUGGCACUCUCUGGGGUCUUUGCCGCAGACCUCGCCCCAGGUCCCUUAACGCAACAUGUCAAUAUUUUCACGGGAACGGCACAGAAUGACGACCCUGGCAACGUGUUUGCCGGCGCAGCUACGCCUUUCGGAAUGGCAAAGGUUACCGUCCAAGUAGCGGGCUAUGCUCCAGCGGGAUAUGUCUCUGUCUCGACCGAACUGACCAGAGGCGUAUCGCCGUUGCACGAUUCCGGCACUGGUAGCUCUGCGGGCAGCUAUGGCAACUUUUGCAUCAUGCCUGUCGUUUGCAAAGAAUUUCUGGACUGUCCAAGACUCGAGCAGCCACGGUCUCAAAGGAGAGUGGGCGACGGUAACAACGAUACAGGGUUUCCUGGAUAUUUCAGCACCCCGCUUGCCAAUGGGGUGCGGAUCGAGCUCGCAUCAACCCAGGCGGCAUCUCUGGAGCGGUACACCUUUCCAGAGGGGUCAACACCAACUUUGGUUCUGGAUUGGACCGACGACUCCCAACACUCAUUCUUGUAUGGAGAGAUGCAUGCCGAUUGGAAAUCACAGCGUUUGACGAUGAACGGGACGUAUCGGAGCAGCUUCGGGCCCAGCCAGUUCACGUAUACUGCCUUCCAAUGUGUUGAUCUGUCCGUUGCUGGUACUAUUACAGACCAUGCAUUCUUCGGAGGCAAUGCGAAUGGAAUGGAUGCCAUACGUGCCGACUUGGACCGGUGGGUUUUACCUCCUAUAGCCCAGCGUCUCGGCAGACCGGACUUCGAACAGCCAACACAGGCUGGGGCUAUCGUCCGCUUCAAACCUUCGUCGGACCAGAAAGGUUCCAUCAUUGUUCGUCGCGGUGUUUCGUACACUUCAACAGACGUUGCAUGCAAGAAUAUGAAGCGAGAGCUACCAGAUACCGACUUCAACAAGGUUGUAGCAGCGAGUAACGCAAUGUGGGAAGACAAGCUUGGCCGCAUCGUCUUGUCCGACGAUACAACCGAUCCCAUCAGAAAGUUGUUCUACACCUCCUUUUACCGGACGUUCCUCUCGCCUAAUAAUGCCACUGGCAACGCGCCUCCGCCAUAUACUGACACUUCGCAUCCCUAUUUCGAUGGGCUGUACUGCUCUUGGGACACGUACAGAACUUUGUUCCCCCUGAUGGCACUGACAUCCCCAAGAGAGAUGGCCCAGAUCGUCGAUACCUACAUCGACGGAUACCGCAGAGAAGGAUGGUUGCCCGAAUGCAGAGCCAACAACGUAAAGGGAUAUGUUCAGGGAGGCAACAAUGGCGUUCCCAUUGUAGCGGACUUCAUCGUCAAAUACGCGGACCAAGCGGACAAAUUGGGACUCAAGAUGGACGACUUCUGGAAAGCGCUGAAGCAUGAUGUUGAUGAAGCGCCACCAAACUGGGACUAUGAGGGCCGCCGCAUAGAGACCUACAACAAAAUUGGCUACAUUGCUUACGACUACUUAGACACCACCUCCGUGGGUCAAAGAUCACGAGAAGCCAGUCGUAGUCUCGAGUAUGCGUUUGGAGACUUUGCAGCUGGUAUGGCAGCUCGCGCGCUCAAGCAGCCUGCCUCAGUUUCAGAUCCGUACUUCAAGCGUAGUCUGUCGUAUCGCAACAACUUCAACCACAUUCUCCAGUCGGACGGCUUUUCCAACUUCGUGGCCCGAAGGUUUGAGAACGGCACUUUUGCUGCGUCGAAUCCGACCGACUGCUCCCCACGCGAUAGCAACUCAACGCGUCCCUGCAGCACGCAGGCUACCAAUACGUUCGGCAUCUACGAGAGUUCCAGUUGGGAAUACAGUCUUUACGCACCUCACGACGUGAAGGGGCUUGUCGAACUCUUGGGGGGCAACAAAACUUUCGAAGACCGCUUACACCACUUCUUCGAUGCGGGUUAUUACCUUCCCGGCAACGAACCAAGCUUCCAGACACCGUCGCUCUUCCACCAUAUCGGGAAACCUGCAGAAUCAGUCCAGCAGGUUCGACGUAUUGUCUAUGACAAUUUCAACCUAACCCGUGGGGGCUUACCUGGGAACGAUGACAACGCAGCUAUGGCCAGUCUUCUAACAUGGUAUCUGCUGGGAUUCUAUCCUGUUCCUGCAUCCGGGGAGAUGUUGGUACUUUCGCCCUUCAUGCCUGGUUAUGUCGUGAAGAACGAACUCAUGGGAACUGUCAACGUGAAGGUCACAGGGUUCGACCCGGCUAGUCUAGCACGCAACAUACCUUCAGGCGCCCGAGCCUAUGUCGAUACUGUCAAGCUUGACGGUGUGGCUAAGGGUAGAUGUCGUAUCGACUUUAAGCAGUUUUUUGCUGCCAAGGAUGUCGAGUUUGUGAUGGUGGAUGUGAAGAAGGUUGGAUGCGAUGGUCAAGAGCCCAGCAGCCUCAGUGCUGGUGGCUUCCCAUUGUGA